Molecule: messenger RNA, 750 nt
Organism: Prorocentrum cordatum
Lineage: Eukaryota; Dinophyceae; Prorocentrales; Prorocentraceae
Source: the annotation of a GenBank genome assembly
AUGUCGCGGGGCCAGUUGCUCGCCACGGAUCCGUUCCUGACGGCCACGGGGCUGCCCCUGUCCGUCGGGUUGCUCCUCUCGCCUCCCACUGUACCUUCCGUAUGGUAUGACUCUUCCUCGCACACCUUCUGCGCGGCCGCCGUCUUCUUCGCCUCGGAGCGGCGGCACGCGAACGCCGGGGCCCUGAAGCUCUUCGGCGGCCCCAUCUCGGGCGCAGUCUCGCACGGCUGCGAGGGCCCACGCGGCCUGUCCCCAGACGCCAUGGGCCCCCCGCCGAAGCUGGGCCACGGCCAGCGGCUCCGGGGGGCGAUGCGCAUCGUCGGGGCGCACUGGAAGACCUCGGCGGAGGAGCCGGGUCGCCGGAGGUCCGAGGGCGCCCCGCGCCCGCAGGGCAUGCGGGAGGCGGCGGGGCAGGGGCCAGCCCUGGAGCCCGCAGGUGGCCGGCUCGCGCGCCCGCCCCUGGCGCGCGCCGGCGCCAGGCAGCGGCUGGUGGCCGGCGUGCGGAGCGACUCGCUCUGGGACGGAGAGACGCCGGAGUUCUGGAACCUGUGCAGGGCCUGCACCUCGAGCCGGAGGGUAUUCUGCUUCACCACGGGGGAGUGUCUGGAUUUGGACAUCGACGCCCCUUCGGACGUGCUCUGGGGCGCGUGCAUGAACCCCCUGCUGAUCCCCGACUCGUGCCGGACCAAGGGCAUCCACCCCCCGGGCACGCCGCGCGAGGUCAUGGAGAACUGGGACCGAGACCUGUGA